CUUGUCGGCAUCAUGGUCAAAUCCUAUCGCAAGUACGAGCAGUCGGUCACUUUCGGUCUCGUCAACACUGCCCUUUCCAACCUUGUCUGGACUCCCGACAACCUUGUCUCGUCGUCCUCGCGCAACACUGGCGCCGGCAGAGCGUACGUCGGCGCAAACGAGCAUGUCCUGGCCUGGGAUGUGAAGAAGGGAGAGCUGGUCAGUCGCUGGCACGACGUCGACUGCAAGUCUCAGGUCUCGGCCAUCGCUCAGUGCCUCGCCCAGCCCGAUCUCUUUGCUGUCGGCUACCAGGAUGGCAGCAUCAGAGUGUGGGAUGCUCUGUCCAACAACCCCAUCAUGAGCUUCAACGGCCACCGCUCUGCCAUUACCCACCUGAUCUUUGACUCCGAGGGUGCAAGACUUGCCAGUGGCUCCAAGGACACCGACAUCAUCAUCUGGAAUCUGCUCUCCGAAACUGCAGAGUUCCGUCUUCGUGGCCACAAGGACCAGAUCACCGGUUUACACUUCAUCCGUACCAGACCCUCGGGUCGCCAAUCGCCUCACACGGACGAGGCUGUCGAUGUCACGGCAUCGGGCGAGCCUGAGGAGUUCGAGGAGAAGUACCUGCUCUCGACCAGCAAGGACGCUCUGAUCAAAAUCUGGGACCUCUCGACCCCUCACUGUAUCGAGACACACGUCGCCCAGACUAAUGGUGAGUGCUGGGCUCUUGGUGUCUCGCCCGACGGUAUGGGUUGUAUCACCGCUGGCAACGACGGCGAGCUCAAGGUCUGGUCGCUCGACCUCGAGAGUCUCGCCGACUUUGGCACAAACAUUGCAGAAGCAAAACAGUCGACUUCUCUCACUGCACAGGGUAUCCUCUUCCGCCAGACCAAGGACCGAACUUUAAGUGUCGCAUUCCACCCCAAAGGCGAGUACAUCGCUGUCCACGGCUCAGAGAAGGCUGUCGAGGUCUGGCGCAUCAGAUCUGAUGAGGAGGUACAAAAGAGCUUGGCCAGAAAGAGAAAGAGAAGAAGAGAAAAGGCUGCUGCUGCCGGAGCUUCUGUUGCAGAAGCUGAGAAAGAGGAGGAAAGCACAACACCUGAUGUGUCCGACGUCUUUGUCUCGUAUGUCAUCGUCCGCACUGGUGGCAAGGUCAGAUCUGCCGCUUGGGCUGCUAGCAGAUCUUCCAAGAACGUAGAGCUAGUCUGCUCCACCACAAACAACCAGAUCGAGUCAUACACAAUUACCAGCCGCGAGAAGUCAAAGAAGGCAACCGCCGAGGCUCCAGACUAUAACCGUGCUCUGGCUGUCGAUAUGCCUGGACACAGAACCGAUAUUCGUGCUCUGGCUUUGAGCUCUGAUGACCGCAUGCUUGCUUCUGCUUCUGCUGGACUUCUCAAGAUCUGGAAUGUCAAGACCCAAAGUUGUCUUCGAACUCUCGAGUGUGGUCAAUCACUCUGCUGCACAUUCUUGCCUGGUGACAAGAUUGUAUUGGUUGGAACAAAGACUGGAGAGCUCGAGUUGUACGACAUUGCUUCUUCCGCUCUGAUCGACAAAUUCCAGGCUCAUGACGGUGCUGUGUGGACUCUGCAAGUGCACCCUGACGGAACAUCAGUUGUGACUGGUGGUGCCGACAAGGCUGCCAAAUUCUGGAAGUUCGACAUCGUCCAGGAAGAGAUCCCCGGAACCCGAAGAACUACACCUAAGCUGAAGCUCACUCAAACUCGCAUCCUCAAGGUUGCAGAUGAUGUUUUGAGUGUCUGUUUCUCACCCGACUCCCGUCUGCUCGCCAUCUCCACCCUUGACAACACUGUCAAGGUCUUCUUUGUCGACACACUCAAACUCUUCCUCACACUUUACGGCCACAAGCUCCCUGUUCUCAACAUCUCAGUCUCAUCAGACAGCAAACUUAUCGCUACGUGCAGUGCGGACAAAAAUGUUCGCAUCUGGGGUCUGGACUUUGGUGACUGUCACAAGGCUUUCUUCGCUCAUCAAGACAGUGUUAUGCAAGUCUUGUUCAUCCCUCAUCCUGUCGAGAAGGAAGAGCAACAUCUCUUCUUCAGUGCCAGUAAAGAUUCGGUUGUCAAGACUUGGGAUGGUGACAAGUUUGAGCAGAUCCAGAAGCUGGAGGGUCAUCAUGGCGAGGUGUGGGCUAUGGUAGUCAGCAGGACUGGCGAAAAGGUCAUUACAGCGAGUCACGACAAGAGUAUCCGCGUCUGGGAUGUCACAGAUGAUCUCAUCUUCCUGGAAGAAGAGCGAGAGAAGGAACUCGAGCAAAUGUAUGAAUCGACACUGGCCACACAGCUCGACAAGGAUCACGCAGACGAUGACGAGGGCGCUGAGGAUGAUGUUGCUGCCGCCUCUAAGCAAACGAUAGCUACCCUGACAUAUGGUGAACGCAUAUUGGAAGCUCUCGAGCUUGGCUAUGCAGACUACCAAGUCGUGCAAUUGUGGGAAGCUGAAAAGGCAACGAAAGCAAACCUUGCACCGCCACAACGAAACCCUAUAUUCACAUACGGCAAUAUGAGCGCAGAACAACACGUGCUGCAGACCAUUCGCAAGAUCCCGAAUGCAUCUCUCAAUGACGCACUCAUGGUCGUACCAUUCUCAUCACUUCCAGUCCUUUUCAUGUUCGUCUCGGUCUUCAUCCAACGCCGUAUGCAGCCGCAACUGGCAUGGCGCGUCUUCUACUUCUUGCUACAGACACAUAACGCACAAAUCGUGGCUAGCAAGCAGCUCAAAGACAUACUGAGCGAGGUGCUCGAGGCAUAUGGAAAGUUCGUCAAGGAAGAGAAGAACAUGCUCGGCUUCAACAUGGCCGCUCUGGGUCUCAUGGGCAGGGAGAUCAAGGAAGCACAGGUGCAUGGCAUGGAUGAUGAACCAGAGGAGCAAGAGGAGAAGCUGGAGAGAGGUACCAAAAAGCGUGCAUUUGCUUCUGUUGCAUAAAGGAUUUUGGGUUACGGACUUUUGAGAUUUUCUAUACCACUUUUGUUGAUAUGUUGAUAUGACAUGGCACUUUCAGAUCAUCGGCAUACCGCACUCUCUCCUCCUUGGCAGAUUUUGAUACUGAGUCACGAUGCAGAAAACUCGACAAUGUUUAACGAUGAGUCAAAGUGAUCCGCGGCCGGUCUCGGGGAUGGCUUCCCCAGCAAAAAGACGUGGCAGGGACAACGGCUUAAGCUCGUGCAUAAGCCGCGCAUGCGUUUAUUGCAGUAUCUUUUGUGGUUAUGGACUCAGUGGGUGAAUUGACUGAGAUGGUAGGCAGAGACGUAGGGUCAAUU
Molecule: messenger RNA, 3260 nt
Organism: Aureobasidium subglaciale EXF-2481
Lineage: Eukaryota; Fungi; Ascomycota; Dothideomycetes; Dothideales; Saccotheciaceae
Exons: 1
Coding region: 13-2925 (970 amino acids)
Biological process (GO): maturation of SSU-rRNA
Cellular component (GO): Pwp2p-containing subcomplex of 90S preribosome; small-subunit processome
Molecular function (GO): protein binding; snoRNA binding
Source: RefSeq, a predicted model, not a curated record